This is a messenger RNA of Schistosoma mattheei, 948 nucleotides long. The record is from the annotation of a GenBank genome assembly. Lineage: Eukaryota; Metazoa; Platyhelminthes; Trematoda; Strigeidida; Schistosomatidae.
AUGCCUGAUGCGUUGAGUGUUGAUGAGUUUAUUGGUGACACUCUGAAUGACGUCAGACAUCCUCUCAAAUCCGAUUUUAUUUCAAAAAUUUCAAGUGUGAGGUGUACAGUGUACAGCCUAGACGAGGGUUUAGAGACAGAUCGAAAUGUUCUUAUACGAUCAAAGAAAUUAGUAAAGUCAGUUGUCGCCUCUGGAAUAGAAAGACUUGGUCAAAUAGCUUUGGAGGGUAACGAACCCAAUGGGAAUGACAUUGCCACCAGUCUCUGCAAGUUCUCCGUUGUUCACCGGGACUUAGCCAACAUGACAAAGCAUUUGAUGCAGAAUUUAAACAGUAUCGUAGUAUUUCCAAUGGAAACAUUUAUGCAAGGUGAUAUUAAAAGCGACCUCAAGAAACCCUUCGAGAAGGCACUUAAGGAUUAUGAAUAUAAAUAUGAUAAAUUACGGAAGGAAAAAUUACAAACAAUGAAGGAAACUGGAUGCUAUGUUCCUGAAGCAUUUACAGAAGGAAUGACGAAAGAUUUAGAGAAAGAACGUCGAAGGCUUCAACUUGAAACUUGUGAAUAUCUGAUCAAAGUGAACGAAUUAAAAGCAAAACGUGGCGCUGAUCUCCUGCAGCAUUUAAUUGAUUUCUUCUAUGUUCAAACUCAUUACUUACGUGAAUGUUUAGGUGUGAUGGAUCAUUUUGGAAAAUCAAUGACUGAUUUAUCUAAUCGAGUAAAUGAAUUGCACAAAAUUAAUGAUAUACAAAAACGUCGUCUUGUUGAUACUCGAGAAGAAGUCAAGGGAGUUUUAGAUAAAGAGUGUGAUUCGAUUCGUCGGAAAUCUCGUCUAUUCGGACAGUCAGUACAAACUGGUGUCACGUAUGCAGCACAACCAACUCCAUUGAAUAAAGCAUUUGGAACUAAAAAAAAGUGGAUUUCUACUGAAAAAAUCAGAUGGAAAGGUUAA